AUGAGUGAAAUUGUUUUUAAUUCAGACAUUAUUGAAAUUGAUGUAAGUUGCUUCCUCAAUUGUUCAAAAUUGAAGAAAAUUGAGUUACCGUAUGUUAACUACAUUCCACCAUAUUGCUUUGCAGGAUGUUCAUCUUUAACAGAAAUCAUAUUAGGUCAAAAAUCAUCAAUUAUAAGUCUUGGCUAUAACUGCUUUAUGAAUUGUACAAGUUUAGAAUCAAUAUCAUUUAAUGAUAAACUUAAUUCUAUUCCAUCACAGUGUUUUGCGUAUGGUGGACUCAAAAUUUUUACUAUAACAAACAAAAUAUUGAUAAUCGGAAGUAAUGCUUUUAUUGGAUGCACUGAUUUGAUAAUUUCUAUUUCUGAAGAUCAUCCAAUUUUUUAUAUUACGCAAACGGAAAUUAUUAUGAAAAAAUCUAACACGUUAAUUUCAAUUUUUAAUAACAAUUUAUCAUCAGUAGUUAGGAUAACCAACUCAGUCCAAGACAUUGAUUCAUUUGAUUUAGAUGGAAUCGUUUAUACAAAAACAAAACUUAUUAUUUUCCCAGAAUCACUUGACAGUAGUUAUAUCGAUCCGGCAUCUAUGUGGGAUAGUUAUGUAACAAGUUUUUGUAAAGAAGGUUACAAAUCCAUUUCAUUUUGGGAUUCCGACGCAAGAAAUUAUUAUUAUUCUAAUUCAUCCGGAUAUAUGAAAUUUAGAUUGCAUGAAAAUAGAGUUGAGACCAAUUAUGAUGACUUCUAUAAUUUGAAACCAGGAUUUUAUUCAAAUCAUUUUUAUGAUUAUGCUGAAAGAGAAUUCAACAUGCAAACUGCUAGAGGAGACUGUUUCAAGCUUGAAAAUAUAUCAUUAAAUGAAAGUAGCUGUAAUGAAAGCAAUAAUUCAUUUAUAAUGAAUGAAGAAGAGAUAUAUAAACAAAGUGGAAAAUAUAAAAUAGAAUUUGCUUUCCUUAUUAUAUUCAUUAUUCUCACAGUCUCAGCUAUUUCAUUAAUAAUUUAUUAUCAAAUACUUUUACAUAAAUCAACGGCAUAUAUUGAAGGCAAUGAUGAAAAAGAAGAAUAA
Trichomonas vaginalis G3 is the source of this 1059-nucleotide messenger RNA. Its product is annotated as ribonuclease inhibitor domain-containing protein. The record is from RefSeq and is a predicted model, not a curated record. Lineage: Eukaryota; Parabasalia; Trichomonadida; Trichomonadidae. The transcript has a single exon. The coding region runs from base 1 to 1059 and encodes 352 amino acids.